UCGAAAUAUAUGGGAAAUCUCAACGUUAUAAAAUUUGGGAAAGAGGUUUCUAGGGUUAGGGUUAAGAAGAAUCUCUCUCUCACAUUUUCAGCAGCUUCCGAUUCCGAUUGCAGAUGGCACCUCCAGAGAAUGAUGGCCGAGGGAAAAAAAAGUUGGAAGAGGAGAGUAGUAAUGGAAUAGUUUCAAAUGUCGCUGAUUCUGAUUCUGAUCACGAUUAUGGUAUGUAUGUCGACUGUCGCAGUAUGUCCCGGAAACUUCGGGAGGAAUAUAAUCGGCAGGUGGAUGAGAGCGAGGGUUUUGAUAUCAAUUUGGAUUUGCCAUUGGGGGUUAGUGUUGUGGCUCCAAUUAAUCCACAAUGGGGUUUCGAGAACAUCCCAAGAUAUACCGAGCUGUCUCACAUGGCUAUUGACGAUUUCAAUUCACAGAAUAAUAAACGGUACGAAUUUGUCAAAAAUUUGACUGUGAACACAUCACUUGCUGCUGGGUUUUGGUGUCGUAUCACCUUUCAAGCCAGGGAUGCUGAUGCUGCUUCUGAUGCUGUAAAGACCUUUCAAACAUUGGCAUGGUGGGGAAUUGAUGGAGACAAAGAAAUUAUAUUUUGCAGGCUUAAGAAUCAAUCCAGUGGUGAAGGUGGCGAGCGACCUCCUGAUUCCAAUGUUGAUGUGAAAGCUACGCAGUGAACUAGUCAUCUCUUUAAACUCUUAUCUAUUAUCUUAAUUAUUAUUGAGAAUGUAGUGUCAUUUAGUUGUGUUAUUACUAAGACAUGAAAAAAAGUGUUGUGAUUUGUCGUCUACACUCGUAGUUAUGUCUUUAAGAACAUAGGGUUAUCUGUGUUCUAUUAGUAAGACAGAAAAAUGUGCUCCGAUGUUAUGAUUCUGGUUAUGUUUGAGGAGGAAGCUUUAUUAGAGUAACUUGGUGUUGAGAAAUCCUCUGUAGCUGGUUGGUUGUUUCGCUUUGAUCUAUGGUAGUGCACUAUUUUGGUUAA
Molecule: messenger RNA, 985 nt
Organism: Nicotiana tabacum (common tobacco)
Lineage: Eukaryota; Viridiplantae; Streptophyta; Magnoliopsida; Solanales; Solanaceae
Product: multicystatin-like
Molecular function (GO): cysteine-type endopeptidase inhibitor activity
Source: RefSeq, a predicted model, not a curated record